GAAAAAAAAAAAAGAUAAAAAUUUAAACAUUGCAAGCUCAUCGUCCCGUGGAACCAGCAACAACACAACAGUGCUGUGUUUUUUAUUUUUAUUUUUUCUCAUUUGAUCCACAAAAAAAAGCAAACUUUAAGGAGAAAGAAGCGAAAAAAAGUGCUCCUUUUCGACACCCAGAUUUCAGUUUCAGUGAUUGUGGGACUUGGAAAGGUUAUUUGGAAGAACCUUAACUAAGGGAUUGGUGCUGUUGAUAAGAGUCCCUGAAAUGUAUGGGCCUGUGGCCACUUCAGAUUCAGCCACAUCCCGGGGUGGAUUGCCAAAUGACUGUGGGGACUCUGUUGUGACUUUGGAUCAAGUUCCGAGGUGGAUUGAUGCUGAGCAUUCCUUACAGUACGACAAUGGAGAUUCAUCAUUUUCCAGUUCAUACUUCCCUGAUCCCUUGGCAUUCAAGUUGGGGACGGAGAGCGGUGGUGGUGUGUCAAGGUUUCCUGUUGACCAUGAAGUUAAUUCUAAGAUAUACUUGUGGAGGGGGAACCCCUGGAACCUUGAGGUUGAUGCUGUGGUAAAUUCGACGAAUGAGGUUUUGGAUGAAGCACUCAGCAGCCCUGGAUUGCAUGCUGCAGCUGGACCUGGUCUUGCAGAAGAAUGUGCAACUUUGGGUGGAUGUCGAACAGGUAUGGCUAAAGUCACCAAUGCCUACGACCUUCCUGCAAGGAAAGUUAUCCAUACUGUUGGCCCAAAGUAUGCUUCGAAGUACCAAACUGCUGCAGAGAAUGCUUUAAGCCAUUGCUAUCGUUCUUGCCUAGAACUUUUAAUUGAUCAUGGGCUUAAAAGCAUUGCCAUGGGAUGUAUUUAUACUGAGGCAAAGAACUAUCCCCGUGAGCCAGCUGCGCAUGUAGCUAUAAGAACUGUGCGGCGGUUUCUUGAGAAGCAGAAAGACAAUAUAACAGCUGUUGUCUUUUGCACUACCAGCACAACUGAUACUGAGAUAUAUAAAAGGUUGCUUCCACUCUACUUCCCUCGGGAUAAACAGGAGGAGGAGAUGGCUUUGUCAAAGCUUCCUGCAGAUGUUGGAGAUGAGAAUGGUGAGACUGUCAUAGAUGAGCGUAAAAUCAGAAUAAAGCCUUUGCCUCAAAAAAAGGUUUCAAAAGAAUCAAAACCUGCUAAAGCUCCUGUUGAUCUUCCUGUUAGUGAUGUCGGUUCAGUUCGCAGGACUUCAUCACAUUUAGAUACAUAUUUGGAUCCUGCCUUCAUGUCUUUGAUUAAAGACCCUGAUGAAAGACGUAUGGAGCAGUGGGAGAAAACUGUUCAAGCACAAAGAGGCUGGAAUUUUGCUAACGUGCUUGGAUUUGGUGACUUAGGUGGACCUCCAUUGUCUGCCGCUGAAGAAUAUUCUCUGCACUCUAGAUAUCUUUCAAAAGCAAAAUCCUUAAAUUUGUCUGAAAUUGCAGAGAUGAAAAUUAUCUAUCGCGGAGGGGUAGACAGUGAGGGUCGUCCUGUCAUGGUUGUUGUGGGGGCUCACUUUUUGCUUAGAUGUCUUGAUCUGGAGCGAUUUGUGCUUUAUGUGGUGAAGGAGUUCGAACUUAUAAUGCAGAAGCCUUACACUAUUGUAUACUUUCACUCUGCUUCAUCUCUGCAGAUGCAACCAGACCUAGGUUGGAUGAGAAGAUUACAACAAAUACUUGGACGGAAGCACCAGCACAACCUGCAUGCAAUAUAUGUCCUCCACCCAACCCUUGGACUAAAAUUGACAGUAUUGGCACUUCAGUUGCUUGUUGACAAUAUGGUUUGGAAGAAAGUGGUAUAUGUUGAUAGACUACUACAGCUCUUUAGAUACAUACCCCGUGAACAAUUGACCAUCCCAGAUUUCGUCUUUCAGCAUGACUUAGAAGUGAAUGGAGGAAAAGGUCUCAUUGUGGAUCCAAGAACAAAAUAUGUUUAUCACCGACCAUGAGCAUGCCACCUGCAGUUCUAUCAUCAGUUGAUAAAAGAGCAUCACUUACUGUAGUUUCUUCAUUAUUUGCCUUGCCAUUAUUCUCACUGGCAAGUGGAAGAGAGGGUCUAUAUAUGUGUAUGGAAGAAUUAAUUUUUUUACUUUUUGAAAAUUGUUAAAGUAUUGCUAAGUUUAUUUGUAAGUAAAGUAGUAUUGUUAAUUUUUUUUCUCUGUAAUAUUCUGAGUUGUGAAUAUGGUUCAAGGUGAUUUUGAUCUCUGUUGAAGCUGGCUUUUGGUGCACAAGGGUAUAAAAUCAGGCUUAAGAUGUUCAUUUUUCUCA
Messenger RNA from Glycine soja, 2267 nucleotides. Its product is annotated as protein GDAP2 homolog. The transcript is spliced from 15 exons. The coding region runs from base 260 to 1948 and encodes 562 amino acids. The record is from RefSeq and is a predicted model, not a curated record. NCBI's taxonomy places the organism in Eukaryota, Viridiplantae, Streptophyta, Magnoliopsida, Fabales, Fabaceae.